Molecule: messenger RNA, 502 nt
Organism: Corticium candelabrum
Lineage: Eukaryota; Metazoa; Porifera; Homoscleromorpha; Homosclerophorida; Plakinidae
Exons: 4
Coding region: 20-406 (128 amino acids)
Source: RefSeq, a predicted model, not a curated record
UGCAUUGGUGUUCAUCACCAUGCUGCGUAGUACGUCAGUUUUGCAGCUCUUCAUCUACGUCGUCGUUUAUUCAGCUGACAGUGACUUCAAUUCCCAUCCCUUGCGUUCCUACGAAUACCGUCUUUCAGAAAAGACACACUACGGACAUCUGUUUGAAGCAACAGACUUCAAUUUUGAAGUUUUGCUGAAUGAUUUGGGUGAUGGAGGCAUACAGUUAGUGUUCAGUCAACCAGAGGACACAGCUAAAGGAUUGGAUGGCUUGGAAGAUUGGUUCUCUUUUAAAAGAGAUGAGAAAGGGGUUGUUACCAAGGUGCUUUAUUCUUCUCGGUCGUCGUCUGAAGUAUUGAUGAGGAAGAAGGCUGUUGCUGGGAUUUUGUCAAUGUCUUUAGAGGUGGUGACAGAUUGAGAUUUACUCAAAUGGGCUCUGACAACUGAUGAAUAGAGACACAUGCAGACAGACCAGACAACACACACACACACACACACACACACACACACACAC